Molecule: messenger RNA, 8511 nt
Organism: Etheostoma spectabile (orangethroat darter)
Lineage: Eukaryota; Metazoa; Chordata; Actinopteri; Perciformes; Percidae
Gene: rp1l1b
Product: rp1 like 1b
Exons: 3
Coding region: 113-7573 (2486 amino acids)
Biological process (GO): axoneme assembly; photoreceptor cell development; retina development in camera-type eye
Cellular component (GO): axoneme
Source: RefSeq, a predicted model, not a curated record
CAAAUCUACAAAGUCAAAAGGGCUUGGUGGUCCAGCUGAGGAAAAUAUAUCUGAUCAUGAGGAACAUGCAGAGAGAGCUCCAAGCAAUAUCUCAGUCAGAUCAGCAAAAUCAAUGAAGUCUAAUGUUUCUGCAACAUCCAGAAGAUCAAAAACUUCUGAAGUUCCCUUAGAAAACUGUGUUGACAAUCCUGAGGAAAGAGUUGUUGAAGGGGAGAGUGAAAGGAGAGUAAUGAGUUCAAUGUCAGCAGAGUCUGGUCAAUCAAACAUUACUGCAAGAUCAAAUAAUUCAAGAUGUUCUGCUCAUGUUGCAGUGGAAGAAAGCUCUGAGAGUGCUGAUGAUAAAAAUGACAAACAGCCAACUGAAGAAAGAGCACCAAGUGCUUUGUCAGCUACAUCAGCAAAGUCACAGGUUUCUACAAAUUCUACCCAAUCAAAAACUUCUGAAAUUCAGUCUGACAAAGGUACUGGUACUCCUGAUGAAGGAGAUGAUGAAGAGGAAGCUGAAGAGAGAGCACAGAGUGCUAUGUCAGCUAAAACUGCAAAGUCAACUAUUUCUGCAAAGUCUGCUGAUUCAACAAGACUUGAAAGUCCAGCUGAGGAAAAUAUAUCUGAUCAUGAGGAACAUACAGAGAGAGCACCAAGCAAUAUAUCAGUCAGAUCAGCAAAAUCAACAAAGUCAACUGUUUCAGCAGCAUCUAAAAAAUCCAAAGCUUCAGACAUUCCUAUUGAUUACGUCGCUGAUUCCCCUGAAAAAGCUAAUGAAGAGGAGCUUGAUAAACGCAGCUCAGUAAGUUCAAUGUCAGUCCAUUCAAACAAGUCUAAUGUUACUGAAAGAUCAAGUAUGUCAAAAUGUUCAGCUGAUGUUCCAGUUGAAGAAAGCAUCACCAGACCUAAAUCACAUGCUUCUACAGUAUCUAUUAAAUCAAAAGCUUCUUACGUUCCUCCUGAUUCUAAUGCUUCCGAGGGGAGCAAUGAUGAUGAAGACACCUUAGACAGAGCAGAGAGUGCAAUGUCUGCAAAGUCAACUAUUUCUGCAAAAUCAAAUAUAUCAGAAGUCUUGGCUGCCUCAGCUGAAGAAUGUGCUUGUGAUUCUCUGGAAAGAGCUUCAAGCAUUUUGUCAAUCAAAUCAGCAAAAUCCAAUGUUUCUGAAAUAUCUAUAAAUUCAAAAGACUCGGCCAUCCUUUCUGAACACAGUAAUGACAUUGCUGAUGCAGAGAAUGAAGGGAGAGUGAGCUCAAUAUCAGCACAGUCAGUCAAGUCAAAUAUAUCUGCCAGAUCAAAAAAGUCCAAAUGUUCUGAUAUUCCAACUGAAAAAAGCUCUGUGAGCCCCUCUGAAAAUAUUGCCAAAGAGCAAACCGAAGAAAGAACAUCAAGUUGCAUUUCACUCAGAUCAGUUGAGUCUCAUGUUUCUGAAAGAUCUAUUAAGUCAAAAGCCUCUGGUGUUACAAAUGAUGAUGUGGCUGAACAUGAGGAUACUACAAAGAGAGCCUCUAGCGCUUUUUCAGUUAAAUCAGCAAAGUCUCAUGCUUCAGCAAAAUCUACAAAAUCAAAUGUUUCUUCUGUCCGAAGUACUGGCAUUUGUGAUGAAGGGAAAGAUAAAGAGGAAACUCAAGAAAGAGCACAGAGUGCAAUGUCAGCCAAAUCCAAACAGUCAGCCAUGUCAGUACAAUCAAGUAAGGAAUACGUCUGUGAUGUUCCUUCAGUCAAAAACAUGUCAAAUAAUGACAAAACUGUAGAAAGAAAACAAAGCACCUUGUCAGCUAAAUCAGCCAGAUCUUCCAAAUCAAGACAGUCAAAUAUUUCUGCAAAGUCUACUAAGUCAAAACAAUCUAAUAAUCAUGGGGAAGAAAAUCAUGAGGAGACUAUGGAGAGAUCACCAAGCAGUACCUCCAUCAAAUCAACAAACUCAAGGCAGUCAAAUGCUUCAGCAGUAUCAAAGAAAGCAAAAGCUGCUGAAGAUGGCACUAACACUGCGGAUGAAAACACUGAGGAAGACACAGAGGUGAGGGCAACAAGCUCAAUGUCUGCCGUAUCAGUGAAGUCAAAUGUCACAUCAAUAUCUACAAAAUCAAAAGCUUCUCACAAUCCUCAGAAUGUAAAGGGAGUAGAAGAUGGUGGUAAUGAAGAAAAUGUGGCUGACUGUGAUGAAACUAAAGAGAGAUCACCAAGUCCCAUGUCAAUUAAAUCAGUAAAGUCAGAUCGGUCUUCGAGGUCAAGGAAAUCAAGAGUUUCGGAACAGACAGAUGAAACACAUACUGAAGAAGUAGAUCAAACAGAGAGGACUGUAAGUGUUUUGUCAGGAAAGUCAAAUGCUUCUACAAAAACCAUAAAGUCCAACGUAUCUGAAAUUACCCCAAGUGAAAGUACUGCACAAGAUGAAGAAACUACAGUAAGAGUGUGUAGUGCAACGUCAAUUAAAUCAGCAAAAUCAAAUAAUUCAACAAAAUCCAACAAAUUAAUAGCUUCUGAAAUUCCCACAAUAGAAAGUUCGGACACUCCUUAUGAAGGAAAUGCUCAAGAGAAAUCGAAGAGAGCUCCAAGGGCCAUGUCAUCAAAGUCAAAUAUAUCAGUAAGAUCAAAUAAAUCAAGUGUAUCUGAUGUUCCUGGUGAAAUAAAUACCUGUGAAAAAGAAGAGAGAACACUUAGCCCUGUGUCUGCGAAAUCCAAUCGAUCUGAAAUGUUAGGGACAUCUGAAAUCCCUGCUCUGACAGUUGAGGAAAGUGAAGACAGAGAACCUACAUCCAUGUCAUCAAAGUCAAAGGUGUCAUCACAUAAGUCAACAGCAUCUGGGGCUAAAGAAAAGAAAAGUGAAGGUCAGCCAAAAAGUUCUUUAUUUGUCAAGUCAAAUCGGUCUGUGAAAUCUCGGAAAUCGAAAGUGACUGAUAUUUUAACAGCUGAAUGUGUGGAAAAUAAAGAGAAAUCUGUUCACGUUCCUGCUGAGGAGAAGACCUGUGCUUCUCCAAUAAUUGCAGGAGAACCAAAAGAAAUGAAACGCCAUGUGAUUUGGCAUGCAGAGUCGAAUGAAAGUGAUUUAUCACAAACUCUGUCCAGUUCGGAUAUUGUAAAAGAGAUUGAGAUAACAUCCGUGGGAGAAUCAAAAUCCAGUGGGUCUAAGAGGUUAACAAAUGGCCCACUUAAAGCUACAAACAUUGAUAGGAGUGUCAAGGAUAAUAAAAGUGACAAAAGCAGCAAAUUCAAAUCCAAGAACACAAAUGCUGAUGACUUUAAGCUGGUUCCAUCCAGCCUUCCAAAUGCAUCCCCUACUGAGGUUGUGAAUGAAUGGCUGAAUUCAAUACCAGCAGAUGGUGAGAUGUACAGCAUGGAGGAAUUUAAUGAAAACUGUGAUGGACAAAAACAAGUCAACACAACAAAGGAAAUGACCAGAAUCGAGGAUACUGGAAAUGAUGAGAAUUCAAAAGACACAAAUGAAAGAGUUAUGGUGAACAGUAUCCCUAAUGAUGACAUCCAAACAAGCAAAGAGUCACCAAAUGUUGAUAGUAGUCCAGCCUGUACUGAGAGAGAUGAUGCCGCAAAAUUAUUUAAUUCCUCCGUACAGGUGAUGAAAGUACUUUUAAAUCCAAAGCCCGACAGAUCUAACAGUUUACCAGAAAUUUCCCCAGUGUAUGGACAAAAACUAAGCACUUCAGCUAGAGGUCUUCUGGAUUGCCUUGUGAAGUUGCAGUUAAUAGACAAUAAUCCUAAAAAUGCAAACAAAAAGGAUGCAAGAUACCAAGAGCUAAUGAACAUUCUUCAAUCUCUUUGGCUUUGUGAUCCUCCAGAAAAUGAACAUGUGUUUACGAAGGGUGAUCACCAUUCUGUGGACGAUGAAUUCAUUCAUACUUCAUCCUCUGGUGUGGAUGUCAACAGUGGUUCCACGGGCUCCGGGAACAGUAGUGAUGGUGUAAAUGGUAAUGUGUCUCAGGCACAUACAAGUGCAGAUACGUUACGGAAAAUACCAGAAGUCUGUGAAGGUGAAGCAGACGCUGAAGCAGAAGCUAAAUGGAUAUCUGGGAGAGAAGUAGAAACAAUGCAUGAGGAAAAACAAAAGGAAGAUGAUCCAGAUCCAGCUAACCCAGUUAAAGGGAAUGAUUCUCCAACAGAACUACCUACAACACCAUCCUCCUCAAACAAGAGUUCAAACAAGAGUUCAGAAAAUGACAACAAAAUAAUUUCUCAAGAUCCUGAUCCUGUUUGGGUCUUAAACUUAUUAACUAAAAUAGAAAAGCAGUUUAUGACGCAUUAUAUCAAUGCAAUGAGAGAAUUCAAAGUCAGAUGGAACUUGGAUAAUAAUGAGCAGCUUGAUAUUAUGAUUGGUGAACUUAAAACUGAGGUCCAGAAAAGAAUCCAAACAAGUAUAAACAGGGAACUGAGGCACAUUCAAUGUAAGGCGGGCCCACCACAACCUCCUAAAGAAGCGAUGUCCCGUGCUUCAACCACACAAACAGAAGCGAGACGACAGAGACUGAAGAUUAUGCUCAGACAAUCAAUUGAUGAACAAGCAGAAAAAAGUGAUUAUUCAGCAACAGAAACCUCUUACAGUGACCAGCGCAGUGAAAACGACGAAUUCUGUCAAUGUGAAACAUGCAUUCAAGAAAAAAUGACAUCUAGGCCGCCACUUCCUGCAGAAGUUACGAAUACUGCACCUGUUGUCAAGGACUAUGACCUGAAGAGGAUUCUGUUGAUGAAAAACAGUGGUCCUCGCAAUACACAGACAGUCACUUGUACAUCUCAAUUUGAAAAUCACACUGAAACAAAAGCGGCAGAAACACUAGUAGAGAAAGUUAUUUCCAAAGCUGUAAGAGAAACGGAGGGGGAUGACGUACACCAUGAUACUGAAGAUAACAAUGAGGAAAUAAACAUAACAGAAGAUGAAAUGGCAGAUAAUGAGAGUGGAGACAUAGUGGAGGAUGCAUGCAAAGCUGAACUGAUGAAUGCAGAGGAGGACGAUGUCACAGCCACAGCUGAUGAAUUGUCAAAGGGACCAGCUGAAGAAGCAGAAACUGAAGAUGAGAUUAAUGUAGAAAGAGAAAUUUCUGUGGAUGAGUUGAAGGAAGAGACUAUUGAAGCCACCACCACUCUAGAUGAAAAUGCAGGAGAAGAAGAUGAUGUGGCAGCCACAACUGUAGAUGAAUCUGGCAAAGAUGACGUUGUGGAAGAAGAGACAGCGGAAGAGGAGGAUAUUGCUGCCACGAGUGCAGAUGAGUCUGCAGAUGAGUACGAUGCCACAGCUGAUGAAUCAUCAAAAGAACCAACUGAAGUGCCAACAACUGAAGAUGAGAUUGCUGUAGAGGAAGAGACUGCUGUCACAAGCAAAUAUGAAUCAAAUGAUGACAUUGCUGAAGAGGAAAUUGAAGCAGAGAAGAAUGCUGUGGCAUCCACAACUGAAAAUGAAUCUGACAAUGAGGAAGCCGUGGAGGAAGAGUCAAAGGAAGAGCUUGCAGAAGCCAUUAAAGCUGAAGAAAAUACUGCAGAAGAGUCUGAUGUGGCAGCCACGACUGAAGAUGAAUGUGAAGAGAAUAAGGCUGCCAUGGACGAUGAAGAGGAAACUGCAGAUAGUGAUCAAGCAACCACUGAAAAUGAAAUUGCAGUGGAAAAAGAUGAUGUCACAAGUGAAGGAGAAGCUGAAGAUAACAAUGCAGUAGAACAGGCUACAACUGAAAAUGAAUCUGACAAAGAGGCAGCUGUGGACACCACCAGUGUGGAUGAAUCUGAGUCAGAGGUAAAGGAAACAGCUGACAAAGCAACAAGUGAAGAUGAGAUCCCUGAAGAAAAAGAAAAUGGUGUCACAAGUGAAGAUGAAAUGAAAGAAGAAGAAGAAGAAGAAGAAGAAGAAGAAGAAGAAGAAGAAGAAGAAGAAGCUGGUGAUGCCACAACAGCAGAUGAGGAAAACACAGAUGAUGUGGCAGACACAACUGAACAUGAAUCUGACAAAGAGGCAGCUGUGGACACCACCAGUGUGGAUGAGUCUGAGUCAGAGAUAAAGGAAACAGCUGACAAAGCAAUAAGUGAAGAUGAAAUGGAAAAAGAAGCUGGUGAUGCCACGCCAGCUGAUGAGGAAGACGCAGCAGACACAACUGAACAUGAAUCUGACAAGGACGAGGCUGAGGAAGCAGCAAUUGAAAGUGAUGUUGCUAUGGAAGAAGAAGCUAUUACCGCCAAUGAGGAUGACACCAAAGAGGAGACUGCUGAGGUAGACACAGCCACAGAAAAAGAAAAUUCAGGUGACGAGGAAAUCAGUAAAGCUGAUAAUGAAUCAGAAGAAGAGGAGAUGGAAGAAAACACAGAACUUGUGGAAAAGGACGAUAAUCUAGAAUCUGAAUCUGAAUCUGCAAUAAAAGUAAGCCCCAAAGCUGUGACUGAAAAUGAAUCAGAGGAAGAGAGCGAUGAAUCAGACACAGAUGAAAAUGAAUCAGUAAUAAACACAACAACAGACGCAAAUGAGAGCGCAGGAGAAGAGGAUUCUUCACAAGUUACAAAUGACGAUGAAUCAUGGGAAAAGCCUUCAGAAACCAAGCCUGACAAUGAGACUGUUGAUGAAAGUGCUGAAGAAAAUGAAAAUGCAGAAGAGUAUAACGUGGCUACAGAUGAAAACGGAACUUUGAGUGAGGCAGAACAUGUCCACGUCACAUCAGCUGAAGAGCUUCAUGAUACAAAAUCAUCUGCAGAAAGCAGUGGCGCUGAAGAUUCUGUUCAAGAAGUAGAAAAAGAUGAGGAAGACCAUAAUGAAUCUUAUAACAAGGAAUCAGAGGAGGUUGAAAAUGAAAGUGCAAACGAGUCUGGAGUAACAGGUGAAGAUUGCACAGAGGACGCAACAACAGGAGACGAGACUGAAGAACGUGAAACAGCAGAAGAAGAACCGGGGGAAGCUGAAAUGGCAGGGAAUGAGAUUACUGAAAGUGAGGAGGAUGGCGAGGCCCAAACAGGAAGGGAAGAAGGCACCGAUAACACAGAAGACGAAUCUGCAGAUAACACCCAACUUACAGAUGGAGAAGGAAAAGCUGACAUGACUGAAGAGCAUCAAGAAGAUGCUAUAACUGAGACAAAUGAUGAAACAGAAGGGCCUGAUGAUGUGGUGGAGCUGAAGCCAGAUGAGGAGGAAAUAUUGGAAAACAACGACGAAAACAAACUAAUAAUGGAAGAUGUAGAAGAUAAUAAUGAUGAACAAGGAACAAAUUUAACACAGUGUGAAUGUAUCAAUAUCCCAAAUGAAAGCCGUGAUAAUAACGAAGAUGUUGAAGCCUCCGAAAAAGAGGAGGAAACCGAGACAGCCAAUGAAGGCAACCAGGGAGAAUCAGCUGACGGAGAAGAUGAAGCAGAUGAAUAUUCAGACGAACCAGAGGAAGAAACUGAUUACGGAAAGAAAGAUUUUGUUCCAGGCAAAACAGAUAAUCAAGAGGCAACUGAAAGAGAAGCUGCGAAAACCACAUUAAUCCCACUUGAUACUUUGGUCCAAGUGAAUGCAGAAUCUGAGGAUGGUGCUUAUGCUGAUGUUGAAGAUUCUGAGACUGACACAAACAGCCAUGAAGAAGUCACAAGCCUUGAGAUAAAGGCAGUGAAACAUAUUUCAUCCUAAGUUGACCGGGACUUAGGCUUUGUGAGAGUCUGAAGUCAUUUUAAGUCAUUAAGUCGGGUAUCCUAGAGGAGAUCUAACAAGAACGGUGAAGUAAAUGGAUCUCCAUUAUUCUCAUUUCUAUCUUGAUUUUAAGAACUUGUCAAACAAGCACUAAAGAAACACAAGCAUUGUGUUCUGGCAUUUUGAAAUGCUAAGACUGAACACAUGCACAACAACUGCUGAUCAUGUAGUUGUGUAAAAGGAAUCAUAAAAACUUGAAUGUUUAAUACGUAUAUAGUAUAUACGUAGGAGGUUUUAAUGCAAAACUAAAUAGGACUCAUUUUAAUUAUGAGUGUUUGGUAUGUGUUACCUACUGCAACUCUGCACUUCAGACUGAGAUGGCACUGAUGAUAAACUAUGCUUUAUGGUAGUUGAUAGGAACUAUGACUGUUGCAUUAAUGAAAAAUGUCAUACAUGCACAAAAACUGUAGAUUUUUUUCUUCAAAUUACUGCAGUGUAUUUAAACCAUUUUUGCUGCUCAACAUUGAUUUUCAUAUUAAGCAAAUCUCUGAAUGUAUUUCAUCUUAUCAAAAGUAAUCUGUAAAGAUGUUUGUUUCCAAAGUUAAAAUUAAAGUUAUAUAUUUUUCUAGCUAAUAUUUCUGGAAAGCCAGAAAAUGCUGAUAAAAUUAAAUUUGAUUGUUUAACUUACUUUGUGUGCAGAUACAGUACUGUACACAGCAGUAUUUUAGUGCUGGUUUUAAAUAGCUAAAGUGGAUGAUCACAAUCAGGUAACCGUGUUAUAGCUUUGUUUGACUUCUAUAUACAAGAAGUAGAAAAGGUUAUGGCGGGGUUUUAUGUACACGCUCUCCUAUUGCUCUAUAUUUUAGACAAUUCAGUGACAAAACAACGGUUAUCAGUAAGAAAAUAAGCUAUUAUCUGUGGUACAGAGGUUAUUACCA